This is a messenger RNA of Tachysurus vachellii, 1448 nucleotides long. RefSeq names its product tripartite motif containing 35-13 (gene trim35-13). The record is from RefSeq and is a predicted model, not a curated record. NCBI's taxonomy places the organism in Eukaryota, Metazoa, Chordata, Actinopteri, Siluriformes, Bagridae. Gene Ontology annotation, molecular function: protein binding; zinc ion binding.
AUGAACCUCACCAUUAAUGCUCCUCUCAAAGACACAAUGACCACCAGGCACUCUAAGGUCGGAGAUGACCUCUCCUGCCCAUUAUGCGGGAAGAUUUUUCAAGAGCCUGUGGUGCUUUUCUGCAAACAUAGAUUCUGUAGACCCUGCCUGGAGAAAAGCUGGGGUGGAGGUGGAGAAUCCUGCGAAUGUCCACUCUGCUGCCAGCCUUCAUCCAUGGGGGAACUCAUAGUGAACACAAUGCUCAAGAAAACCUGUGAAGGUUAUCUGAAAGAACAGCGCAAGAGUAACCCCUUUGCCUGCAAGGAACAUGGUGAAUCUCUGACCUUAUUCUGUCUGGAAGAUCUACAGCCUACAUGUGUUGAGUGCAAAGAUUCAGGAAACCACAAAGGGCACAGAUUAUACUGUUUGGAAGAGGCUUCGCAAGAUUGUAAGGCUGAACUGAAGACUGCUUUAAAGCCACUGCAGGACAAGCUGAAGUUCUCCAGGAAUGUUAAAUCCACGUUUGAUCUAACAGCAGAACACAUCAAGAGACAGGCUGAACACGCAGAGAGGCAGAUCAGAGAGGAGUUUGAAGCACUGCACCAGUUCCUUCGAGAAGAAGAAGCUGCCAAACUCUCUGAACUGAAGAAAGAGGAGACGGAGAAGAGUGAGACCAUAAUGGUAAAGAUUGAAGAGAUGGAAAAUGAAAUCACAUCCCUCACAAACACCAUCAGGUAUAUCGAAAAGGAGAUGAGCUCUCAGGAUAUCCCUUUCCUCCAGAAUUACAAGGAAACCAUAAAGAGAACUUGGCAGAUACCCCAGGAACCACAGAUGAUAUCAGGGUCUUUGGUUGACAUAUCCAAACAUUUAGGCUCUUUAAAAUUUAACAUCUGGGAGAAGAUGAAGAAUAUCAUCCAGUAUACUCCUGUGACUUUGGACCCGAACACAGCAGCAAGCUGUUUCCAGCUGUCAGAGGACCUAACAACACUUCAGUGCUGCUCCCAGAUCUUCAAGCUCCCAGACAAUCCAGAGCGCUUCGAUGUCAGUGCAGAGAUGCUGGGAGCUGAGGGCUUUCGCUCGGGCAAACACAGCUGGGAUGUGGAAGUCAAAAACAACACCUACUGGGUGAUUGGAGUAGCCAGUGAAUCGGUGAAGAGGAAAGGCAAGAACAUACUGACGCCCGCAGAGGGGUUCUGGACUAUUCGCUUGCGGAACGGUGAGUACAAGGCUUGCUCGGCACCGUGGUCAUCGCUAACCAUGAGCAGUCAGCCGGACGUGGUGAGGGUGGUGCUGGAUAUGGACAGGUCGAAGGUGACGUUCUAUGAUCCGAGAGAGAGGACGCCACUCUACACGUUCACAGACAUCAUCUCACCACGAGUGUUUCCUUACUUCUGCAGUGCCUGUAAGGAGCAUCCGCUCAAAGUACUCCCAAUGAGUGUGUACGUUAAAGUGGGUCACUAGUCCUCACU